Molecule: messenger RNA, 159 nt
Organism: Symbiodinium necroappetens
Lineage: Eukaryota; Dinophyceae; Suessiales; Symbiodiniaceae
Source: the annotation of a GenBank genome assembly
AUGCUUUUUGUGAAUGCCCACCUCGCAGCACAUGCCAACAAGAUGAAGGAGCGUACGCAGAACCUGCAACGCAUCCUGACAGACUCGCCGCUGAGAAAGCGGAAGGAUUCGAGCGGCGUCCACGAGGAAUACGACCGCGUGUUCGUGAUGGACUGCUGA